GGCAACCAUUAAGAUAAAUGGGGGUUUGACAUGCUUUUUAGAGGAAGAGAUGACACACUCAACGGACAUCGAUCGACAAUUAGCGACAGAAGAAUAUGUAGAUAUUUGAACGCGAUGCGGAAACGCGGAACUUUAAAAUAGUUUUAAGUUACUCGGUGCCGAUUUUGGAUUUGUUUCUUAAUUAUUAGUGGAAAAAUUAUAUAAUAAUAUAAUACUAAUAUAAAAUGGCUUCUAGAUCGGGUUUAUCGGGUUUCCCCGUCAACCCCAGUACCCCAAUAAACCCCAGCAUGAACCCCAUGAACCCGGGUCACACCAGCGCCAUGAGAAUGCCAACAAUGCCGCAGAAUUCACCCUACAGAGGGAUGGGCAGUACCCCGAACCAGUACCACCAACGCCCGAGUAUGUCACCCAGUCGAGGAAUACCAUUGGGGGGCAUGGGGUCUAUGGGUUCCCCUCUGCCUGGUCCGUCUUAUAGCGGAGCCAUGUCCAUGAGACCCGGAAUGCCUCAAGCCGCGAUGGACCCCACCCGCAAGAGACUCCUUCAGCAGCACCAGCAGCAGCCUGGGGGUCUUAUGGGUCCGAGAAGGGGGGUGAAGAGGCGUAAGAUGGCUGACAAAGUCCUCCCACAAAGGAUCAGGGAUCUGGUCCCAGAAUCUCAGGCUUAUAUGGACCUUCUGGCCUUUGAGAGAAAGCUGGACCAGACCAUUGCUCGCAAAAGAAUGGAGAUACAGGAAGCCAUCAAAAAACCUAUCACGCAAAAACGCAAACUGAGGAUCUAUAUUUCUAACACCUACACGCCUGGCAAGCCAGAAGGGGAGGAGGCUGAAAAAGUGGCAUCCUGGGAACUUCGAGUGGAAGGCAAACUCCUGGAGGAUCCUGGGAAACAGAAACGAAAGUUUUCAUCGUUCUUCAAAAGCCUGGUUAUUGAACUGGACAAAGAACUUUAUGGCCCAGACAACCACUUGGUAGAGUGGCACAGAAUGCCUACAACUCAGGAGACAGAUGGAUUUCAGGUGAAGAGACCAGGGGAUGUGAAUGUAAAAUGUACUCUCCUUCUCAUGCUAGACCACCAGCCUCCACAGUAUAAGCUGGAUCCACGCCUGGCACGACUCUUAGGCGUGCACACGCAGACCAGAGCCAGUAUCAUGCAGGCCUUGUGGCUCUACAUCAAAAACAACAAGCUGCAAGACUGCCAUGAGAAAGAGUACAUUAACUGCAACCGAUACUUCAGACAGAUUUUUGGCUGCCCCAGAAUGAGAUUUUCGGAUAUACCCAUGAAACUUGCCAGCCUCCUUCAGCACCCUGACCCCAUCGUCAUCAAUCAUAUCAUCAGUGUGGAUCCCAAUGAUCAGAAGAAGACUGCAUGCUUUGAUAUUGAUGUUGAGGUGGACGACCCCCUGAAAGCUCAGAUGACCAGUUUCCUGUCAUCCACAACUAAUCAGCAGGAGAUCACUGCCCUGGAGAUGAAGAUCCAUGAGACUAUUGAAUCCAUCAACCAGCUGAAAACCCAGAGAGACUUCAUGCUCAGCUUUAGUAACAACCCACAGGAUUUCAUCCAGGACUGGCUCAAGUCUCAGAGCCGAGACCUCAAAUUAAUGACAGACACUGUGGGAAAUCCAGAAGAGGAGAGAAGAACCGAGUUUUACCACUCGCCUUGGGUCAAAGAAGCUGUUGGACGCUAUGUAUUUUCAAAGGUCCAGCAGAGGAGACAGGAAUUGGAACAGGUACUGGGAAUCCGACUCACUUAAGAUGAUUCAGACUUCAAAUCCACAGUCAACGAAGGAAUUGGCUCAACAAAUACAGACGAGAAUGAAGCUUUCUGUUUGAAAACCAGUGGAGGAACUUUAUGUAGAUGUUUGGGUGAUGGCAUGGUUCUGGACCGUAUAAAUUUCAAAUGGUUUUACAGUAACUGGAACUUCUUUCUCUUCGCAUUAGUUUUCUGUCCUUCUCUUAUAUAUUCUGAAAAUGAGGCAUCAAGUACAUGAUUAAGUUUGUUGACAUACUCAUCUUUGCUAUUAUUACUUUUUUUUUAAUAUAUUUUACAGUAAGAUAUACCGUACUGUAGCUUAUUGGCUAAAACCCCUAUAUGUAACUGAUGCAACACAGCUUCUUUUUGUUCAUAAGUUUUGUGUUUAAAGUAGGAAUUGCCAAACUCAAUCAACAUUUGCCAUUUAGCUUUUGUAAGAUUUCCCAUUCUGACUGCAAAGGCUAUUUUUACAAUCGAAUUGCACAGUUAUUAAGUUAAGAUGCAAUUACUUAUGAUUAAGUAGGGCUAGUAACGAAAAUGCAAUGUUUUUCUUCAAUUUUCAAUAUUGUGGAGUUUUCCAUUUGGUCUCUCAGGAAAAAAUGUGCUGCACUGCAUUCAAGAGCCAUGUUUUUGUGUUUCCACCCCAGCGGGAAAUCCAGCACAUUUGGUUGUCCAGCUGUUUCAGUUCAGUGUACCAGACUUUCUGUCUUCAUCUUGUUGUGUGUGUUUACAGAUUUAUUAUUUUUUUUUUUUUUUUUUGAAGUCCGCUGCAGUGGCAGAGACCAUACAGCAUUGGACCGAAUUUUUGAAAGGUAGUGCUUCAGGUGUGCAAACCAUCACCAUAUUCUUAUUUUUUCAAGUAUUCAAGCCAUAUUUUUAACUCUCUGAUAAGUAGUUCAGUUAAGUAUGUACUUCUACAUUCCAAACAGCUGAUGAUAAGUUUUUAAGUUGAAUUUAAUAUGUGGUUGUUCAUAUUGUUGUUGUUUUUGUUUUUAAGUAUCAAUGACAGAAAGUUACAGGUAAAAGUAAAAUAGUUAACACAAUAUUGACAAUUCUGUCAUCAUUUACUCAUCCUCAACACAAAGGAAGAUAUUUUGAAGAAAGUUUGUAACCAGGCUGUUUUAGGUCACCAUUGACUCCCAUAGUACUUUUUUUCCUAUUGUGGAAGUGGUGAGCCAAAACAGUCUUACAAACGUUUUUUUUUUUUUUUAAUAUCUUCCUUUGUUUUCAGCAGAACAAAGAAAUGCAUACAGGUUUGGAACCACUUGAGGGUAAGUAAAUGAUGACAGAAUUUUUCUUUUGGGUGAACUAUUCUUUUAAGAAAUAUAGCAGGUUCAAGUUGAGCCCUAUAAUUUGUGACAUGCUGCUGAUUACCACAGAAAACCCUGGUAAAGUGGUAAAAACAGAGCGUUUUGACAUUAAUAUGUUUAAAAUAAAAUUCUUUAAAUGCAUCUCUAAGGAACAAGUUGAAAUUAUUUAGUUUUAAUCGACAGCAUGUCACAAAUGUUGUCCAUAGAGCUGAACUAAGAAUUUCUCCUCAUUUUGUUUAUAGUUGAAUUACUCAGACAGUAUUAAUGCUGAUCUGAAAUGCAACAAGCUUUUUUGUUCCUUUGAUUUACUUGUGAAUGGAUUAAGCUUUUUUUGUGUAAAUGCAAUUAAGUUCUUACAACUUAAGUUCUGUUUUAUAUUUUUGUAUCAAUCAAAUGCUUACAUUUUGUACUUUUUUUUUUUUUUACUGGGAAAUCUAAAUAUUUUAAACAAUAAAGUUUCCAUAAA
This is a messenger RNA of Puntigrus tetrazona (Sumatra barb), 3523 nucleotides long. It is a transcript of the gene smarcd2, whose product is annotated as SWI/SNF related, matrix associated, actin dependent regulator of chromatin, subfamily d, member 2. Bases 225 to 1748 code for a protein of 507 amino acids. The transcript is spliced from 13 exons. The record is from RefSeq and is a predicted model, not a curated record. NCBI's taxonomy places the organism in Eukaryota, Metazoa, Chordata, Actinopteri, Cypriniformes, Cyprinidae. Gene Ontology annotation, biological process: regulation of transcription by RNA polymerase II. Gene Ontology annotation, cellular component: SWI/SNF complex; nucleus.